AUGAUUUUAUUACAGUUAACAGUUAUUGGUUAUUUAAAUACAGGAAAAACGUCAAUAAUUAAUUCAAUCAUGAAUAAUGAUAUUGUUUACAAAUAUACACAUACUGAUAUGCCAAUGAUAUAUUAUAAAGUACACAAAGAUAGACAUAGAAGUUUUUGUGUUGAAAUAGAAGAUACUUGUCUUGAAAAAGAUAUAAAUAGUUUUACUAAUAUGCUAAGAAAAGAAAUAACAACAAAAAAGAAUAGUUUGAAAAAUCCAAUAUUCAGUUACUUUGAAAAUCCUGCAAUUCCUUUUAAUAAGGAUGAUCCAUAUAAUUCAAUUAGUUAUGGAAGAAUGGCAUACUUUUUAGUUUUUGAUUUAACUAAUGCAUCUACAUUUGAUUAUGUUAAAAUGAUUUAUUUAAAAAUGUCCAGUAUAUAUGAUAAAUAUUAUACUCUAAAACCAUUUAUAUCUCUUGUAGGAAAUAAAUCUGAUUUAGUAAAUGAAGAUAAUGAAUUAAUUAGACAAGCAGAAAAUUUUGCUAAUGAAAAUAUGGUUCAAUUAUGGUUAACUUCUGCUCAUACAGGAAAAAAUGUGAAAAAGUUAUUCCUUCAUACAAUUAACAUGAUUUACAACAAUACUAAUUUAUGGAAAUAUGACAUAGAAGAAUCUGGUUCUGAAUCAUCAGAAAGUUAA
Messenger RNA from Plasmodium gallinaceum, 675 nucleotides. RefSeq names its product GTPase, putative. Gene Ontology annotation, molecular function: GTPase activity; GTP binding. NCBI's taxonomy places the organism in Eukaryota, Apicomplexa, Aconoidasida, Haemosporida, Plasmodiidae. The coding region runs from base 1 to 675 and encodes 224 amino acids. The record is from RefSeq and is a predicted model, not a curated record. The transcript is spliced from 9 exons.